Molecule: messenger RNA, 1543 nt
Organism: Botrytis sinoallii
Lineage: Eukaryota; Fungi; Ascomycota; Leotiomycetes; Helotiales; Sclerotiniaceae
Exons: 2
Coding region: 195-1316 (373 amino acids)
Source: RefSeq, a predicted model, not a curated record
CCGUUCCUCAGCAAUAGUGCUACAGCCUUAUGAUUUUGUUACAAUUAGAUUAACUAAUUGAUUUACAAAGUUAUUCUAAUCCUACUCCUAUGUAUAAUAUGGUCCCGCACUAUUGAAACCUAGCAAUACAUAAACGUGUAUUUAUCGUCGCGCGAAAGUCUACAAUCCACUCCGUGCUCACUUCGGUGAAAGUGAUGGCACCAGAUUUAAACUCAAUACCUAUAUCCCCAAGACCUCAGGAGGUGAUAGCAUCUCCACGUCUUACAUCUCGUACUCCUUCCCGACGCACUUCUCAAGCAAUGGCUUCCCCAAAUAAUCUAUCGACUUCUUCCUUAAAUAUUCUCCCUUCGAACCAAAGUGCUGUCACUGCAGCUUCACCUCCUUUGAUGUCGCCUUCCAAUAAUAUUUUGACAUCUGCAACUGGCACGAUUCCUUCAGGAGAUAAUACCGGUGUAGGAAUGGGACCUGGACCGUUAAGACACCCAAGGCCUCUGACGGCUGCGGAUUUACAUCUACAACUGGAGAAAGAACAAGAAGCUGUCGUGAAUCGAUUAACCCGCGAGCUGAGCAUGCUUCGUGCUGCUCAAAAUGCCUCCGUCGUCUCAAAUACCUCGUCCACUUCCGCAGGCCACCCUGAUGGGUUAGAUAACUCAAACCAUCUCCUAUCCGGACCCAACCACCCCAUUCCUUCACACCGUCGCCAUCACCGCACAUCUUCCAGCACCUCCACUCGAAGCAUUACUGCCACAGCAGGCAGUAUCAGCACGACCAGUGGAAUCGCCGCCCCUGCCGCUCGACGCGUCGAUUCACUACCUCAAGCUAUCUCCCUGAGUCGCCAAAACUCCACAACUGGUGUUCACAGAUCCGGAGCCAGUAGUCCUGCACCAUUGAGCGGUAGUUAUGGACAUGCGGAUCAAUUCUCGCAUUUCUAUCACCAACAACGACCUAGUAUGCUACCACAUCGUGAUUAUUCAUCGGGUAAUGUACCAACAAUGGGUAGCACUGCGGGUGAAGUUGGUAGUGCGACAAGCGUGCCAACAACAGCAAGAUAUGAGGAGGCAGCCCUUCAAAGACAGGAAUUAGAAAAUGUGAAGAGAGAGAAUGAAGCGUUGAAGAAGAGGAUUAGGGAGUUGGAGAGGACGAUAAGGGAUAGAAGACAGAGUGAUGCAAGUUUGAACAGACCAAGAAGUGAGAGUGUUAGUACGUCGGCCAGUGUGAGCAUUGGAAGAGGCAGAGAUAGCUUAAGGAAUAAGGAUGUAGAGGAAGAUGAGAACGUUAGGGUUGGGGAGAGUGCUAGAAGUGGUGGCUUGAGAUGAGUGGGUUUGGUUUGUUUCUGACGAUCUGAUAUUUCGGAGUUCGUGAAGGUUUCAUUUCUCAUUGAUUGCUACAAAUUUUCGACUUGGCUCGAAGGAUAGGAGAAAAAUAUGGCGUAUAAGUAGGUUUUUCUACAUGGUCUGGUCUAGUUUUCGUAUUGCAGGGAAAUAUGGGAAAUCUCAGAAUUCAGCCCAGGGAUAAAUUAUUACAAUACAAUCUACUCUUUAUU